GAAUGGCGAUAGUUCACUAGCCGUCAGUAGACCAAUAAAUUUAUUAUUUAAUGUUUGAAAAUGUUAGAUCAAACUUACAAUUACAGUAACGAACCAAUUAGAUAGUGUUGUGAUACGGAAACAUAUUGGUUUCCCGCUUUUUGACAAUAAUAACUUUAAUCAUGUCGAGCAGCCCUUUCCCAUACACGUGUGAGUUAUGCGGGGCUGAAGGCCUCACAGACGAGGGUAUGCGGUCGCAUACUCUGGAGGCCCACGUGGCCGGAAGACCAGACUGCCCCUUCUGUGACUGCACCGUCCCGCAGCCACAGCUCGUAGGACAUGUACAACGAGCACACCUACAUUACCUGACGCCGGAAAGAGAACUCAUGGCGUUCAUUGAUGAUCAGAGCCCAAGUUUCGAAGAAGAUUCCAAAAUGACGACAACAGAUAGCUGCAGUUACAACACGCCGGGCUCUAUGAACGGUUGGCACAGCCCCGAGGCGGCGUCCUACCACAACGGCGCCAUUUCAAAAAACUACUACAACGGCUUCCAAGACAAAGAUAAUUAUAGAGAAAAAGAUGACGAUAAAUACUCUCGCUCGCCCAAAAAUAUAAACCUAACCAACGGCAUGAAAAGCAUGAACAUUAAUAAUACAGCGAAAAAGAAAUGCAGCAGAGAGAACUCCAUCGACCGCGAUUACAUUAAUGGACACGAUAAAAAAGCUGCACAUACUAACUCAAACCAUAACAGUAACGAUAGCUCACCAAACAAAAAUAAACUAACAAUGGCAAGUGCAGGUCAAGGGUCGCCUCUCAGGUCACAACUGGCACUUAAACUGAAGUCCAAUACACCUAAAAAGAAUGCGCCAACGCCUAGCCCAACAGUGCAGUGUCUUCUAUGUGACUUUAAGUCGACAUGUCCAAGAAAACUCGAAGAGCAUAUAAACCGGGCUCAUUUUGAUUUAACUUCUCCCUCAGUGUUGGGAAAUGCCAAUGAUAACUCCAAUAUUACUAACAACGCCACACUAAGUCUUAGUAACGCCACCAUAACCCUGGAUAAUCCAACCCUGGCGUUAAGUGCUAUGUCAAUGUCACCAGGACCGCAUUCCUCGAGCUACCAAUGUCCUAUAUGCGAAGUCGAAUUUUCCAAUGGGUCGGAAGUCGAGGUUCACGUCAAUGUUGAGCACAGGGAUAUCUUAAGCCCACAGAAAUCUGAUCAAGCAGACAAUGCCUUGUGUGAUGAUGUAGUUAUGAUGGAAGAGAGUCCUGUCAGUAACUGUCCUGUCUGCUGUCAACCAUUGCCACUGUCACAACAUGAGUUGAUUCAGCACAUAGAAGAACAUUUCGAGAGAGGUGAAGAUGGAACGGAUUCAGUGACGGCUGCUGAAAGAGAAGCUCAGAAAAACAGAGAGGAACAGGAGUUUCAACUGUUAAAAGCUCAAUAUGGUAUGGAGGAAGACGAGGAAGGUUAUACCAGCCGGGCUGCCAGCAGUCUUAAGAGGGCCGUGUACAGUGGAGCCCUAUCCGUGGCAGGGUACUAUGAGCGUAGUGUUGGACUUAAGAAGGCCUCCGCUCAGGGCGUAGACGCCGGUUGCUCUAAGACUAAUGGUAUAUUAGAGAGGAUAGCACAAUUGAACGCUCAGAACCCGAGCAUUGUUAAGACAUAUCUAUGUAGUGCCGUGGACCACUACGCUAGCACCUACGGAGACAGAGGCUGGGGCUGCGGUUACAGGAACAUGCAAAUGUUACUAUCUUCUCUAUCCCGCCACGGGCCGUACUCAGCUCGACUGACAGAGGGUUUAGGGGGCGCGGAGGGUGCAGGGAGUGCAGGGUGCGUGGGGGGUGCAGGCUGCGUACCAUCUAUACCCAGCCUUCAACUGCUCGUGGAAAGAGCAUGGCAGUUGGGAUUUGAUACCCAGGGGUCAGAACAGCUCGGCUGCAAACUUCAUAACACAAGGAAAUGGAUCGGAGCCUGCGAGGUGGUCACCGUACUAUCAUCACUGAGAAUACGCUGUCAGUUGAUAGACUUCCAUAAACCGACGGCGGCUGACGGCUCCCAUCCUGCACUCUUCGACUAUGUCCUGAGAUACUUCACACACGAUCCAAACGCUUUCAAACCGCCGUUAUACCUUCAACAUCAAGGUCACUCCAGAACAAUCAUUGGCUACGAAAAACACAAGGACGGUAAGGCGACACUGCUAGUUUUGGACCCGUCGCAUUCCCCGGCACAGGUGCGACAGGUGUCUGUGGGGUCGUGGUCGUCAGCGGCGAGCGCGCUCCGCCUGCUGAGACGAGGAGCCCCUGCGCUGCGAGCGAGGCAAUACCAGCUGCUGUGUGUGGACGGACUCAUUACCACCGACCAGGAGUACCAGGCCAGCAAAGUCCUCCAGUCUGUCCGCGUUCCCUAGUUCAAGAAUAUAUCAGCUGUUUUAUAAAACGGACUCAAUCAAUAGUUAUAAUUAAUUUAUAUAUGUUUCAAUCUAAACUAUAAGUUCCUUGUAUAUUUUGUUCAUAGUACUUUCUAUCAAUGAUCGUAUAUCUUGGGAUCUCAUAUAAUUCCCCUUAUUUACUACCUCACUAUUAUUUGUCAGUCGUUUGUUAUAAUCAGUUAAACAACGAUAUCUGAUUAAAAAUUAAUUCUAGUUUAAAAUCUAACGCACUGUUUUAUAUGUUCAAAAGUUUAAACAAAUUUAUUUAUUUAAGUGUAUGAACGGAUAUUAGUUGCAAUCAAAUGAUCAAAAAAGCUAUUAAUUUAUUUAUUUCUUUAAUAUAAAAAAAAUAUAUAUAAAAUUUUAUUUAUAACCUAGUCGUAAUAUUAGUCCUAGUACACAUGUAAUGAAUGCUUUAAGGCAUUGCCUUCGAUCGUGUAAGUAAAGCUUAAGGUCACAUAAUUUGCACUCACGAUAGUUCCUAAAGGAAUUGCAAAUAGAUAGGUUGAAGGGUUUUAGGCGAGUUGUGUGGGAAUUGUUAUUAUAAAAUAAAAUAAAAUUGGUUGAACCUUUAUUAAAUUAUUUCAAGGGAAAAUGUAAGGAAUGCUUUAAACUUAAUAGUAUUUAAUCACAACAAUAAAUUAAUGAAAUUAAUAUUUUUGAUUCUCACUAACGUCGGUUCUAAGAAUCGGAUAAUUCAAUUUUAUUCUCGAAAAAAAAAGUACUCGUAUAAUAGCUUGUUGAAUGUAAAGGUGAUUUUAUUUUAUUGUUAAAAUUAGAUUCCUGAUCGUUUUAUUUGACGUCACAGCGCCCGAUCUUUCUAUUUAACAUUUGACAGUGACAGUUAAUUUGAACUGUCAAAAUUUUAUCGAAAUGUAAACAGUUUGUUGAAUGUCAAUUAUUGGACAAAAAAAAAAUUUAAAAAUAUUAUCAUAUUCGGUUAGUUGUUGUGUAAUUUUAGUGAAACGACCAAUGGUUAUUCGUCUAGGAUUGUUGGUAGAUUUGGAAACGACUUGGAAAAUUGUGUCACAUUUUAUAUCGCUUCCCCGUACCGUGAGCGACUUUGUGUCGAUAGUCUCGCUUGGGUCAUUUUGUUUGGACGCCGGCUCGUGGUUGUGGUCGGUGCAGUACUCGGUAGACGUGAAUUAAAUGACGUAACUAUUGAUUACAUUAUGUGUUAAAUUAUUUUGAAUCGAAUAUUUUUGUAAGCGUCACCGAGCCGUUUCUUCAGUCGGCUGUAAUAUGAACGUAGGCUAACAGCGCACUCAUUCAUGUGAUAUUGAUUCAGAAUCCGCUUGUAUCUUGUGAGGUGAACGUUUCGAUGCAAGUCCGAGCACCCUGUAUAGUGAUGUGACCUCGGGGUCGCGGGAUGUUACGCUUCAGUCACCGAUAUAGAUGUUCUGUGAUAGAUGUGAGGUCAGCGACCUGAAGGGUCGAGUGUUCUGGUCAGGAGAGUAGAGCCGGGAGCUUGGUAGGAGCAGCUAGGCUGUGCUACAAUGUUUCUUCAAUAAACUAUCAUAAGUUACAGAA
Messenger RNA from Danaus plexippus (monarch butterfly), 3938 nucleotides. Its product is annotated as zinc finger-containing ubiquitin peptidase 1-like. The transcript has 16 exons. The coding region runs from base 162 to 2387 and encodes 741 amino acids. NCBI's taxonomy places the organism in Eukaryota, Metazoa, Arthropoda, Insecta, Lepidoptera, Nymphalidae. The record is from RefSeq and is a predicted model, not a curated record.